Molecule: messenger RNA, 2459 nt
Organism: Larimichthys crocea (large yellow croaker)
Lineage: Eukaryota; Metazoa; Chordata; Actinopteri; Sciaenidae
Gene: prcp
Product: prolylcarboxypeptidase (angiotensinase C)
Exons: 9
Coding region: 293-1786 (497 amino acids)
Biological process (GO): proteolysis; negative regulation of systemic arterial blood pressure; angiogenesis involved in wound healing
Molecular function (GO): serine-type exopeptidase activity; dipeptidyl-peptidase activity
Source: RefSeq, a predicted model, not a curated record
GAGUGUAUUUACAGCAUGAGCCAUCUGCUCUGUGUUUACUGCAGUGGGAUUAGUUGGAAUAGUUGUUUGGAAUAAGUUGUAGGAACGUUGUGAGGACGUUGCGGCUGAUGUCUGCUGUGCAGCAGUCGUGGCGUGUCUCUGACUCUGGAUCUGCUGACAAACUCCAGUCUCACUUCCUUUUCUUUUACGGGACAGGUCUCCCCCUGGUGCAUGCAGGCAGGCAGGCGAGGACAGAUCAUGCGCCCUCACCAUCUCAAAGUGCUGAGGAUCACUUUGCUGUGAGCUGUGUUGGAUGAUCAGGAUGGAGGUUUUGUGCAGAGCUGCAGCUACCUGCGUCCUAACGUUGUGUCUGGGCUGUUUACACGUGAUCGCCUUUAAAUCACAACUUUUCACCAGGCUCGGGGGGUCACCGCCCUCCACUGAACCCCCCAUCAGCUAUGAAACAUUUUAUUUUGACCAGAAGAUUGAUCAUUUUGGCUUCCUAGAGGAUGGCACCUUCAAGCAGAGAUACCUCGUGGCUGACAAACACUGGCACAAGCCCGGAGGACCUAUUUUGUUCUAUACUGGCAAUGAAGGCGACAUUACCUGGUUCUGCAACAACACUGGCUUCAUGUGGGAAAUUGCGGAGGAGUUGGGCGCCAUGCUGGUUUUUGCAGAACAUCGUUACUAUGGAGAGUCGCUGCCAUUUGGACCGGACUCUUACAGUGACAGCAAACACCUGAACUACCUGACCUCAGAGCAGGCCCUGGCAGAUUUUGCAGUGCUGAUUCAGGACAUGAAGAGCACUUUACCCGGAGCGCAGCACAGCCCUGUCAUCGCUAUCGGGGGCUCCUAUGGAGGGAUGCUGUCCGCCUGGUUCAGGAUGAAGUACCCCAAUAUAGUUGUCGGAGCUCUGGCAGCCUCCGCACCAAUAUGGCAGUUUCCUGGUAUGGUGCCAUGCGGAGACUUCUACAAAAUAGUAACGCAGGACUUUGCCAAAAGUGGUUACAACUGUGAUACGAACAUCAGAAAGUCGUGGAAGGCUAUCGAAAACGUAUCUUCCACGGCGUCCGGUCUUCGGUGGCUGUCGGAUGAAUUCAGCUUAUGCUCCCCUCUUAAGAACAUGAUCGAAGUCACCGGCUUCAAGAACUGGCUCCAGGAGACGUGGGUGAAUUUGGCGAUGGUGGACUACCCGUACGAGGCUAACUUCCUUCAGCCUCUUCCUCCCUGGCCGAUCCAGGCGGUGUGCAAGCAUCUUGCUCUCGAUUCCACUGUGUCUGACCACCAGCUGCUGCACGGUGUAGCUCAAGCAGCAAAGGUCUACUACAACUACACCGGAAGCUCCUCCUGUCUCAACACAUCUCAGACCGCAACCGGCAGCCUGGGAUUCCUUGGCUGGUAUUACCAGGCCUGCACGGAGAUGGUGAUGCCCAUGUGCACAGAUGGCGUCCAGGACAUGUUUGAACCCGAGGAGUGGAACUUCCAGGCCUUCUCUGAUGGAUGCAACUUCAUGUUUGGUGUCAGGCCACGGGCCGACUGGGCAGGCACGGUCUACGGGGGGAAGGACAUCGCCUCUCACAGCAACAUCAUCUUUAGUAACGGAGGGCUCGACCCGUGGUCAGCUGGCGGAGUGACUUACAACAUAUCAAGUUCUCUGGUUUCCAUUGUGAUUCCCGACGGAGCUCAUCACUUGGACCUCCGCUACAGCAAUGCCCAUGACCCGGCUUCAGUCCGUGCAGCCCGAGAGCUAGAGGUGAAGUAUUUUCGAGCUUGGAUCAAGCAGGCGGCUCGAGCUGCAUCAGCCUAGAAACCAAAAUGUUACAGGACAGAGACAUUCAGGACUGCAGAGCUUUAACUUGUGUGACGAGGUGCGCUCUCUGUCGUUAUACCAAAGUUUGUUUUAAUCAUCGUAUUUUUUUUAACAUUAGAUUUUCUUUAAUUUAAAAAUUCCAACAUUGCUUUUAAUAGUUUCUUUAAUAACUUAAUUAGACACACUGCAUUUCUUCAAACUAUGAAUUUCCAAGGGCUUGGACACAGAAAUGUAUUAAACAUCUUUCUUUGCUCAUGUCAUCAUCAAAAUCAUCCUCAUUUAGUUUUUCUUGCCAUGUAAAGUUUGCCAAAAACUCCAUGAAGGCCUCUCUGUCAGUGUCACAGUCUUUAGAUAUGUUUCUGUAUGUUUUGUUUUAUAAUUACAAUUUGGCACCUCUUGAAUUUUUUUAGGGUUGUUUGUCUUUCUUGUUGAUUAAGCCAUUGUUUUCAAUCAGGUGUGCAUCCUGCAAAAUGCUUUUUAACACUUAAAUAAGUCUCAGGAGAAAAGUUUGCAUCAAAUAUAAGGAACCUCCAAACAAAAAGAGCAAUAUUAAACUCGAUUGGUUCUUGUUCACAGAAUAACGGUGCCUUCCUCGCUCUUUAGGUUUUCUAUUCCUGUCUUAUACCGCCUACACGUCUUCCAGUGAAACUGAUUAAAAAGCUACAAACGA